UUGUGAGAGUGGUGCAUACACAUACAUACGCAGAAAUAUUGAAAGAUAAGAUGGGUUCCAAGGAAGUAGCCAAUGAUAAGCCUCAUAUCGUUUGCAUUCCCCUUCCAGUUCAAAGCCACAUAAAGGGAAUGCUCAAAUUUGCUAAACUCCUCCACCGUAGAGGCGUUCACAUAACCUUUGUCAACACUGAGUUCAAUCACAACCGUUUCCUCAAGUCUCUAGGACCCAACUCCCUCGACGGCUUGCCCGAUUUUCGGUUUGAAACCAUACCAGAUGGCCUUCAAAGUUCAGAUGAAGAUACCACUCAAAAUGUGGCUUUGCUUGGUGAGGCCGUCAGAACAAAUUUCUUGGCUCCAUUUCGUGACCUCCUAAAAAAACUGACUCAAUCAUCAACUUCCCACAAUGAUAUUGUUCCAGCGAGUCACAUUGUUUCGGAUGGUUGGAUGGCUUUCACCGUCACGGCGGCUGAAGAAAUGGGAAUCCCUGUCGUACUCUUCUUCACUAUUUCUGCAAGCAGCUUGAUGGGUUUCUAUCAAUUUCCUACUUUGGUGGAGAAGGGACUUACCCCUCUCAAAGAUGAGAGCUGGCUAACAAAUGGCUUUCUGGACCAGGUCAUAGAUUGGGUUCCAGGAUUUAAAGGUAUAAGGUUAAGGGAUCUCCCAAACAACUUUAUCACAACAAAUCCUAAUGAAUCACUAGACUUCUUCUUUGACGCAAUUGAAAGACUUGGUAAAGGAUCAGCAAUUGUUCUUCAUACUUUUGAUGAAUUGGAGCAAGAAGUUUUGGAUGCUCUCUCAUCCAUGUUUCCACGUGUUUAUGCAAUUGGUCCUCAACAGUUACUUCUUAAUCAGAUACCGCAGCACCCUCUGAAGGCCAUGGGAUAUAGUCUAUGGAAAGAAGAAACGGAGUGCCUUCAAUGGCUAAACUCCAAGGCACCAAGUUCUGUCGUUUAUGUGAAUUUUGGAAGUUUAGCAGUCGUGACAACUGAACAACUUGUUGAGUUUGGUUGGGGACUAGCAAAUAGUAAGCUUCCCUUCUUUUGGGUAAUUAGACCCGAUCUUGUUGCUGGUGAAUCGACAAUUUUUCAACUUGAGUUUUUCGUGGAGACGAAGGAAAGAGGUCUAAUAGCAAGUUGGUGUCCACAAGAGCAAGUGCUUGAGCACCCAUCAGUCGGAGGGUUUUUAACGCAUUGCGGUUGGAAUUCAACGAUCGAGAGUCUAUCUGCAGGUGUGCCUAUGCUAUGUUUUCCAUGCUUUACUGACCAGCAAACCAACUGUUAUUGUAUUUGUAAUAAAUGGGGUAUCGGCAUGGAGAUAAGUAAUGGUGCCAAGAGAGAUGAAGUAGAGAAGCUUGUUAUAGAAUUAAUGGAAGGAGAGAAAGGCAAGCAACUGAAAAUUAAGGCCAUGGAGUGGAAGAAACUGGCGGAAGAAGCCACUACUCCACAUGGUUCAUCAUCCACAAACUUGGACAAUUUUGUGAAUCAAGUGCUUCGAAGAAAAAGCGAAGAUGUCAUAUGUCUAUGAUAGUUUUGUCAAGUCUCUAGUGGACGCUACAUUGUUUUUCUUCUUAUAAGUGUAAACGCAAUAAAGAUGAAAAGAAAAACGUAUAGAAAGUAAUGUUAUAUUUGUGGGGUACGUAAAAUCUCUGUGUCCUCUUUUAAAUAGAAAUUCUUCGGUUUCGAUCGCCAA
Pyrus x bretschneideri (Chinese white pear) is the source of this 1688-nucleotide messenger RNA. RefSeq names its product 7-deoxyloganetin glucosyltransferase-like. The transcript is spliced from 2 exons. Gene Ontology annotation, molecular function: UDP-glycosyltransferase activity. The record is from RefSeq and is a predicted model, not a curated record. Bases 51 to 1523 code for a protein of 490 amino acids. Lineage: Eukaryota; Viridiplantae; Streptophyta; Magnoliopsida; Rosales; Rosaceae.